This is a messenger RNA of Owenia fusiformis, 441 nucleotides long. The record is from the annotation of a GenBank genome assembly. NCBI's taxonomy places the organism in Eukaryota, Metazoa, Annelida, Polychaeta, Sabellida, Oweniidae.
AUGCAUCGCAGUGACAAAUAUAAUUGUUGUUAUAUUAUACUGUUUGUUACACAUUAAUAAAAAAUCAGAAUUCUGAAGUAACAAAACAUGAACGCACAAGUGGAAAUGGAAAAGGCACAGCAACAAAUGGAAUGUGUUCAAGAGUAUACUAAUAUAAGGGAAUAUCAAAGCAUUAACAUGCAAAAUGCCAACGCAUAUUCGUUACAUACACCGAACGCCGAAUAUGUACUGUCAAUGGACUUUAUGUUGGAAACUAUAACAAUAUGUCAUACCACUCUUGGUGGUGACAUAAGAAACACUAGCAAUCCCAAAGUCAAACGUCUAUCAACCCCUCCCGACCCACGAGCUAAGUAUAAACAUCAUUCCCAGACCAUUACACCAAGUAGCACCUCAUUAUACUCGAGUCAUUACAACACAAAUUGAAUAAAAAUACAAAUUGUG